Diuraphis noxia (Russian wheat aphid) is the source of this 818-nucleotide messenger RNA. RefSeq names its product acid phosphatase type 7. Gene Ontology annotation, molecular function: acid phosphatase activity; metal ion binding. The record is from RefSeq and is a predicted model, not a curated record. NCBI's taxonomy places the organism in Eukaryota, Metazoa, Arthropoda, Insecta, Hemiptera, Aphididae.
AUUCAACUAAAAACAAUAAUAUGAAAUAUAAUGUUAUUAUUGUUAUUGAAUAUUGUACUUCUGUCCAACAGGAAGUUUAGUACUCAAAUCGUAUUUGGAUAAGUAUUUAGUUUCAUAAUAGUGUGCAACUCAAUGUUAGUUGAUUGUUGUGUUUAAAAGUCAAAUUAAAAUAAAUUUCUGUUGUUAUAAUUAAAAUACCACAAUGAAUCAAAUUUGUUUGAUAAAGUUAAUAUAAUAACUUGAUAUUCCUGUGAUUUUAUUUGAAAAAUUAUAAUAUAUAAACCAAAAUGAAGAUUUUUCGAUUAGUCAUUCUGACACUCUUUGUCUAUUGCACAGCAGAUCCUCUUGUAAGGUAUCAACCAGAACAGAUUCAUUUAUCAUUGGGCGAAUCUGAAACUGAGUUAGUUGUUACAUGGACAACAUGGAACAAUACAGAAGAAUCAGUGGUAAAAUAUGGAAUUAGCGGACCAAUUCUUAAGGCUACAGGUAUUUCUACAUUGUUUGUAGAUGGUGGUGAACUUCAUCGUACUCAAUAUAUACACCGCGUUAGGCUUUCUGGAUUACAACCGUCCAGUAAAUAUGUGUAUUACUGUGGAAGUCAUCAAGGCUGGUCUCCUCGAUUUUGGUUUAAAACUUUUCCUAGUGAUACCAAUUGGUCACCUAGCCUUGCUUUUUUUGGUGAUUUGGGUAAUGUAAAUGCACAGUCACUUCCUAGAUUACAAGAAGAAACUGAACGAGAACUCUAUGAUAUGAUACUUCAUAUUGGUGAUUUUGCAUAUGAUAUGGAUAGCGUAAGUAUAACUAUCCRAAAUAGAUAA